Molecule: messenger RNA, 4700 nt
Organism: Myripristis murdjan (pinecone soldierfish)
Lineage: Eukaryota; Metazoa; Chordata; Actinopteri; Holocentriformes; Holocentridae
Gene: morc2
Product: MORC family CW-type zinc finger 2
Exons: 28
Coding region: 513-3662 (1049 amino acids)
Cellular component (GO): nucleus
Molecular function (GO): zinc ion binding
Source: RefSeq, a predicted model, not a curated record
GACACGGCUAACGUUGCAUUCUUGUACAGUUGUUAGCUAGCUAGCUAGUGUUAACGUCGCCUCAUGCACAGUCUAUGCAAGACGCUAACGUCUUCUAGCUAGCUCGCUAAGUUGCUUAACACAGUUAUUGAUGCAGAUGCAGCGUAAACAAGUCUGAAACGCUAGGUAAUGUUUUCUGUCCAGUGUUCUUUAUGGGGACACGAUUGGGCAUCACCCCCCACCAACGCUGCUCUUAACGGCUUUACGUGAUGAUUAACAAAAACAUGAGCGGUUAACGUUGGGGACGAUGUCAGCUCUUUGCUGUGAUCCAGAAAUCUGAGUUGAUCUGUAGAGGCCUCCCACGUGAGUUUCCUGAAUUGGAAGGAGGCUUCUCUUAAACAUAAAGCCAGCCUUUCAAAUAGACAGUUGUUGUGGUUCUUUAAGAUGAAAGCUACUGAGUAGAGCUCAGUGGGUCCAGAAGAGGCCAAAGAGAAGACCGAGAAGGAAACAGGAAAUAGCAGUGUUGACUGACCAUGGCCUACUCAAACUACAGUAGCCUGAACAGGGCUCAGCUCACUUUUGAGUACCUGCACACAAACUCGACAACCCAUGAGUUCUUAUUUGGAGCCUUGGCUGAGCUUGUGGACAAUUCCAGAGAUGCCAAUGCCACACGAAUUGACAUCUACACAGAGAAGAGACCAGAACUGCGGGGUGGCUACAUGCUCUGUUUUCUCGAUGAUGGUAUAGGAAUGGAUCCUAAUGAGGCAACCCAUGUGAUUCAGUUUGGAAAGUCCAGCAAGCGGUCGCCAGAGUCCACUCAGAUUGGACAAUAUGGAAAUGGACUUAAAUCGGGCUCCAUGCGUAUCGGGAAAGACUUUAUCUUGUUCACUAAAAAGGGCAACACUAUAACUUGCCUUUUCCUGUCAAGGACAUUCCAUGAAGAGGAGGGACUGGAUGAGGUCAUAGUGCCUCUCCCCGCCUGGGAUCUGACAACCAAACAGCCUCUGACUUCUGACCCUGAGAAGUAUGCCAUAGAGACAGAGCUCAUUUUCAAGUAUUCACCCUUUAAAAAUGAACAGCAGUUGAUGGAGCAGUUCAAGAAAAUAGAAAGUAACAGUGGCACUCUGGUGAUCAUAUAUAAUCUGAAGCUGAUGGACAAUAGAGAACCUGAGCUGGAUGUAGAGACAGAUCACCAGGACAUCCUGAUGGCUGGGACACCUGCUGAAGGAGUAAAACCAGAGAGGAGGUCAUUUCGAGCUUAUGCUGCUGUGUUGUACAUCGACCCACGCAUGAGGAUCUUCAUCCAGGGGCACAAAGUCAGGACAAAGAGGCUGUCCUGCUGUCUUUAUAAACCAAGGGUUUAUAAAUACUCAUCAACUCGUUUCAAAACACGUGCUGAGCAGGAAGUGAAGAAGGCUGACCAUCUUGCCAAGAUUGCGGAAGAGAAAGCCCGAGAGGCGGAAAGUAAACGCUUGGCUUUAGAGGCCAAAUUAGGAGAUGACCUGUCGAAAGAGUCACGGGCAAUUCUGAGAAAGGCUCAGGACACAGCUAUGAUGCUUCGACGGGAUGCUGACAUGAAGAAGAAAAUCCUGGAAACCAAGCAGAGAGCAUUAAAGGAGCCGAAGGAGCUAAGUUUUAUAUUUGGGAUUAAUAUUCAGCAGAGGGACCUGGAUGGGAUGUUCGUUUACAACUGCUCUCGUCUCAUCAAGAUGUAUGAGAAGACUGGGCCUCAACUGGAGGGAGGGAUGGCCUGUGGCGGUGUGGUGGGAGUAGUGGAUGUUCCAUACCUAGUACUAGAGCCAACUCAUAAUAAACAAGACUUUGCAGAUGCCAAGGAGUAUCGACAUCUACUUAAAUCCAUGGGGGAGCAUCUAGCUCAGUACUGGAAGGACAGUAACAUUGCUCAGAAAGGUAUAGUGAAGUUUUGGGAUGAGUUUGGCUACUUGUCUGCCAGCUGGUCUGCCCCCCCUUCGUCAGAACAAAGAUACAGGAGACGUCGUGCCAUGGAGAUACCAAUUACCAUACAGUGUGACAAGUGUUUAAAAUGGAGGACACUGCCAUUCCAGAUGGACGCAGUGGAUAAACGUUACCCAGACAGCUGGGUAUGUCUGAUGAACCCUGACAGCACCCAGGACAGGUGUGAUGCUCCUGAACAGAAACAGAACCUGCCAUGUGGCGUCCUGAAGAAAGACAAAUUGACAGCUGAAGACAAACAGAGAGAGCUUUCAGAAAAAAUCAAACAGCAGCAGGAGAAACUAGAGGCUUUGCAGAAAACCAGCACCAUAAAAUCUUCAGCAGAUGUGAAGAAGCUACCACUGGAGGUCAGCAUGAGACCAACCACAGAGAGCACACCUCAGGCAACCAGGUCCUCUGAGAGGUCCUUAUCACGCCCCCGCUCCCCACCACUUCCAUCGCACCUUAAAAACGCCCCCAGUGCCCCCCCAACUCGUUCUGCUCCUCAGCGCCCCACCCGAACACCUGUUCCUCCCCCUACACCUCCCAGAAUCGAACCAUCCAGGGCCAGAGCUGCAGCGAAGUCUCCCUCAUCUGCAGCAAAGCCUGCCAAAGCUCCUGCCAAAGCCGCCCCACCCAGCCGCAGCUCACGGACGCCAGCCAAAGCAAUGCUUACCAAAUCAGCACCUGCAAGCCAGCGUAAGAGAAUUAUACAGCAGGAAGACAGUGAGGAAGAGGAAGAAGAAGAGGAGGAGGAAGAGGAGGAUGGAAGUGAGGAGGAGAGUGAAGAGGAAGAACCACAGACUAAGAAGUCCAAAAUGGCUGCAGCAGCUGGUAACCGUGGGAAGGUGGCAGAGAAGGCUGUACCUCCCAAACGUGGCAAGUUGGCAGAGGUUGCCUCACCCCCCCAACCUGAGAAGAAAGGAGUAGCUACUCCUACACGACAGCCCCCCACCACUUCUUCCUCUGUCACUAAAGCAACCCCCACACAACAGCAGGGACCUAAGGUCAAGGCAGCUGAGAAGGCCACAGAGCAGGAACCAGAGAACGACGCUAAGAAUGCACAAAAAGAUAAGGGUCUGCUUGUUGAGGUGCGUGUCAAUAAGGAGUGGUACACAGGCAAAGUCAUUGCUGUGGAGACAAACAAGCAGAGUGUGCGCUGGAAAGUGAAGUUUGACUACGUACCCAGAUCCACCCCCAAAGACCGCUGGGUGUUCAAGGGUAGCGAUGAGGUUCGGUUGAUGCGGCCACCAUCUCCAAUCACCCAGACCCCUGACACCCAGCAGGAGACUGAGAAGGGCCCCGCCCCCAUGGAACCGGACACUACUCAACCAGGAACCAGUCGAGAGGUGACAGACAGCCUCGUCACCAUGAUGAGGACAAUGCUGCGCUACUUCUUCCCUCCAGAUUUUCGGAUUCCAAAGGACGAUGUCAACAGUAUGACAGCUGAGGAGUUGGUGGCAUUUCCUUUGAAAGAGUAUUUCCAACAGUAUGAACUGGGUCUCCAGUCAUUGUGUAACUCCUACCAGAGCAGAGCUGAUGCCAGGGCUAAAGCUGUGGAGGAGAAGAGCAGCAAUGCUGAGAUCAAACUGAAGGAAGCAGACGAGAAACUGCAGAAACUGCGAACAAACAUUGUAGCGCUUCUGCAGAAAGUACAGGAGGACAUUGACAUAAACACAGAUGACGAGCUGGAUGCCUACAUAGAAGAUCUUCUCACCAAGGGUGACUGAAGGAGACCCAGAAGUCAAAGAAAUGAAAAAAGAGGAUUCAGACACAUGCACAUAAACAGACUAAAUGGCUUGAACAUGUCAUUCCAACAAUGAUUUGCUGACAGAUCCAUGAAGACUCAUGCUCAGUUCAUGCUUCUGUUUUUAUGUGCAGAGUUGGUCAUACUUUAUAUGUGCAUAGGCACCUGAGUAUAUCUGAGGGUAUACUCAAUGUUAAUCCUUACAGUUGUUGGAUCAAAAUGGUCAUCUUAAUUUUGAUCUUUCUGUUUGUUUUAGUUAGCACCAGCAUGCUCUUGGAGUUUGGGCAGGUUUGUCUGGUGGUUCUACUUUGUUGGUGAGCCUUUGGGCCUGUGGGUUCCUUUUUUAGUCCUUUUAUAUACCUUCUUGUGUAUAUUUAUCUAUGUUUAAGCCAUCCUAUCACUGUUGACCAUUGAAAUAACGUAGGUUCAAUACUUUACCCAACAUGGAGAUUGUAUAUGAUUAACAUUUAAUUCCUCCUUUUGGUCCGUAGGUGAGAAUUUAUUUGACAAACCAAUAAGUAAUUCAAGACCUAUUCAGCCAGGUUGUCCUUUCCACUCUGGUAUAUAUUCAGACAUAAACUUUUGUUUUUGUGCACUAAAGGAGAAACACUUGUCAGUGUUGCCCAUCACCCUCCAAUAUCCUGUUCCUGCCCAUAGAGAAUAACGGUUUGCCUACCGUAAGUUUAGGUGAUUUGUGACACCCACAAGCAAGAACUACUUAACUGGGUUUUAUCAGUAUGAUUAUUUUCUUAAAUCCCUCCUUACCAUUAAGCUAUGACUGUUCUUUGUGUUUGAUUUGCGGGGGGAAAAGAAACAUUUUAGUUCAAUGCAAAACUUGUGUUCAUAAUUAUUCAGUGCCUGUGCUCCUUCCUUUGAACAGAUUUUUAACAUACCAUGGAAAUGUUUUAAUAAAAGGUGCAUGUUUUCAGUCGUUUUGUUCUGAUUGGAACAAAGGAUGCUGUAUUUUUGACAAAUCUUUACAUAGAACAACAAUAAAACAGGUUCAGUAUCGACUCUGCUC